Messenger RNA from Bursaphelenchus okinawaensis, 1160 nucleotides. NCBI's taxonomy places the organism in Eukaryota, Metazoa, Nematoda, Chromadorea, Rhabditida, Aphelenchoididae. The record is from the annotation of a GenBank genome assembly.
AUGUCCGGAGAAUCUAGUCUGCGGAAGUUGAGCAUCAACAUUAGCGAAUGGGCGGAUUACAAAGCAGGCGACGAAUUCCCGGAUCCGAAGUGGGUUUUUGAAUUUUUUGAGAUUUUUUAAAUUUUAUUUUAAAAAUUUAAAUUUUAGGUAAUAACAUCAAAAUUUUAGGUAGUAAAAUCAAAAUUUUAGGUAUUAAAAUCAAAAUUUUAGGUAUUAAAAUCAAAAUUUUAGGUAUUAAAAAUCAAAACUUUAGGUAAUAAAAUCAAAAUUUUAGGUAUUAAAAUCAAAAUGUAAGCCCCAAAACUCAAAAACUAACCCUCCAAGUUUAGGAAACUAGUUCCAGCAUUAGAUCGUCCGUUGCGCACGUCAUUCGGUUCACAAGAGCAGUACGUCGCUUUAUGGUAUCGGCACGGGCACCCGGUGAUGGGCAGGGUAUGGUCAUAUAACGGCCGGAUCGAGGCCUCCUUCUCGGACGGCGACAAAGAAUUCACUGGGAAAUCGGUCGGUUCGCUUCAAAUCCUCGUCAAACCAUUAAAAGACCAAUGCGGUUUCGCCUACUGUUGGCGGCCGAUCGGCGACGUCUCCCGCUUCGACAACAAAGAUCAUCUUCCUGUUCACAUCAACUUUGUCACUCCUUGUAUCCUGACCACGCCGGAAGGCUACGAAACAUUAGGUAUGUUUUUAUGUUGUUUGGAUUGCUUGGUAACAUAAAAUGAUAGAUUGGCUGGUUAGGCAGCCGUUUUUGGUCAUUUGGCCGCCGUUUUUUAUAAUUGGCAGCCGUUUUUAUAUACUCAUGUUUUAAAUAGUUUGUAAGCUUUAUUUCUGUUUAGAUUUUAUAAAAAUUACAAGAAAGUUAUUAAUUUUCACAAGAUACACCUAUUUUAAUAUUAUCCAUGACAUGUCAUUGUCGUUGUUUGAGAAAAAGUUAUGUAUCUCUGCCAAUUUGACAAAGUUAAAACCAAAUAAAAACAAAUGUAAACAUUUUGUUUUAUCAUAAAAUUUAAAAAAUUUAAAACUUUUUUAUUUCAGGCGGAGCUAACUUAAAAGAAGAAUAUGCGUUGUCAACAAUUAAUGGACAUGUCAUAAGAUACUCGGGAAAACAAUUGCAAAAUUUUAACAUCUUAUGCAGGAAGCUAUGCGACGAUACGAUGCAAAUCUGA